This is a messenger RNA of Polistes canadensis, 2825 nucleotides long. Its product is annotated as NADP-dependent malic enzyme-like. Gene Ontology annotation, cellular component: mitochondrion. Gene Ontology annotation, biological process: pyruvate metabolic process; malate metabolic process. NCBI's taxonomy places the organism in Eukaryota, Metazoa, Arthropoda, Insecta, Hymenoptera, Vespidae. Bases 1 to 1845 code for a protein of 614 amino acids. The transcript has 11 exons. The record is from RefSeq and is a predicted model, not a curated record. Gene Ontology annotation, molecular function: malate dehydrogenase (decarboxylating) (NAD+) activity; malate dehydrogenase (decarboxylating) (NADP+) activity; NAD binding.
AUGUUCGUCCUGCAGAAGUCUAUAUUAUCAGCUUGCAGCAGAAAUUGUGGAGGAUCAUGGGCACGUGCAUUACCACCUUCACAUCCUGCAAUAAAGGAUACCAGACAAAGAGAUAUUCACGAGGUUUCUGGAGAUGUUGUUCCCAUAAAUAUGGUCAAGGGAAUCGGACAUCUCAGAGAUCCUCGUUUGAAUAAGGGUUUGGCUUUUACUCUGAAGGAGAGAAUAUCAUUGGGAAUUCAUGGUCUCCAACCACCACGAUUUAAAACUCAAGAGGAACAAUUGGCAUUAUGCAAGGCUUCGGUUAUGAAAUAUACAGAAGAUUUAAAUCGUUAUCUCUACCUCGUCGAAUUACAGGAAAGAAACGAAAGAUUAUUUUUUCGAUUAUUAAGUGAAAACAUUGAACAAAUGAUGCCAAUUGUUUAUACCCCAACAGUUGGAUUAGCUUGUCAAAAAUUUGGUGUCAUAUAUCGUAGACCACGUGGAUUAUUUAUAACCAUAUACGACAAAGGUCACAUUUAUGAGAUUCUCAACAAUUGGCCUGAACAAGCGGUUCGUGCAAUUUGUGUUACCGAUGGCGAGAGAAUUUUAGGUUUGGGUGAUUUAGGUGCCUGCGGUAUGGGAAUUCCAGUUGGAAAAUUGGCACUUUACACUGCUUUAGCUGGUAUAAAACCUCAUCAAUGUUUACCAAUUACAAUAGACGUAGGUACCAAUAACGAACAACUUCGUGAUGAUCCUCAUUACAUUGGUUUAAACAAACCAAGAAGUCAAGGUGCUGAAUAUGAUGAAUUGAUCGACGAAUUUAUGGCUGCUUGCGUACGAAAAUAUGGGCAAAACGUUCUUAUUCAAUUCGAAGAUUUUGGAAAUCACAAUGCUUUUCGUUUUCUGGACAAAUAUCGUGACAAAUAUUGCACUUUUAACGAUGACAUUCAAGGAACAGCAGCUGUAGCAGUUGCUGGUAUACUUGCAUCGAAAAGAAUAACGAAAAGAAAAAUGUCUAAUAACAAAUUUGUAUUUCUUGGUGCUGGUGAGGCAGCAAUAGGAAUAGCUGAUUUGUGCGUGAAAGCAAUGGAAGCUGAUGGUUGUACGGAAGCGGAGGCUCGAAAUAAUAUUUGGAUGAUGGACAUCGAUGGUUUGUUGGUAAAAAAUCGUCCGGAAGGUAAUCUGGAGGGUCAUAAAAUAUGGUAUGCCAAGGAUUACAAGAUAAUGAAAUCUUUGAUCGACGUUGUUCGCGAAGUUAAGCCAACUGUUUUGAUUGGAGCCUCGGCAGCGGCUGGUGCUUUCACCCCAGAAGUUCUCAAAGAAAUGGCAAAGAACAAUGAAAGACCAUUGAUCUUUGCUUUGAGUAAUCCAACAAGUAAAGCUGAGUGUACUGCACAACAGGCAUACGAUUUCACCGAUGGUAGAUGCAUAUUCUCAUCUGGUUCACCCUUUGGCGAAGUUAAACAUAACGGAAAAAUUUACAAACCAGGUCAGGGUAACAACGCUUACAUAUUCCCUGGAAUUGCAUUAGGUGUUAUUGCAACUGGAGUACAUCACAUUACCGAAGAUUUAUUCCUUAUUUCUGCUCAAUCGAUAGCCGAUCAUGUAACUAAUGAAGAUCUUGAAAUGGGUAGUUUAUAUCCACCCUUGAGCACUAUUCGAGAAUGUUCGAUCGAUAUUGCCGUUAAAAUAGCCAAUUAUGCUUAUGCCAAAAGUGGUUUAGCUAGCGAAUAUCCCGAGCCAAAGGAUAAACGACAAUUUAUUGUCAGUAAGAUGUAUGAUGCCAACUAUGAUAGCCCACUGCCAAAUUUAUACGAUUGGCCAAGUGAUUAUGCCGAACCUCGUGUAUUACCAGACAAAUUAUAACGUGUUGGCGAGUGUUUAACAAGGCAGCGCCUGUGAACAAAACAAAAAUAUACAAAUUAUAUAUACACAAACACACACGCAUACACAACACGUACACACUCGUUUCUAAAUUUAUUUUAAUGACUGAAAAAGUACGAUCGUUCUCUUAGCCCUUAACGAAUCUAUUAUUAAUUAGUAUUAUUACUAUUAUUAUUAUUAUUAUUAUUAUUAUUAUUAAGAGAUGAAUUAAAUAAUUUAAUGUGACUACAUAGUAAUAAAAAGUAUUACAAUAUAAUUAAUAUUCCAUAAUUAUCAAAACGGUUGUUGUUUACGAUAGUUAAGGGUUGAGGAUGGUCAGACCGAACAGUAUUUAAAUUAUAAUAAUUAACAAAAAAAUGUUGGUAAGAAAAAGUGUGAGAGAGGGAAAAAUACCUCAAAAAAAGUGAAUGUUACUUUUUACAAAUCAAUUAUAUACUUUUGUCGUGUGUAUUUAUGUGACAGCAUAUCGUACUUAUUUAUUUUAAUUACUAUUAGAUAAAAUAAUAUUAUUUUGUUUUUAAAUUAUAGAAAGAUCUCAAAUGAUUUUUCGUACAAAUUCUUCGCUAAACAUUUGUGAUAUCGUUCGGUCGAAAUAUUAUAUUAGAAAAAAUGAAAUUUUUACAUGAUUUUAAAUCAAAGUAAUUGUCCAAAAUUUAAAAGAUAGUUAUUGAAAAACAUUUAGAUUGAUUGUUCAAUGUUCGUCGUAUAAAAAAGAAAAAAGGAAGUAAAAAAAUAUUAUAUUGUCUUAUCAUGAAAAAAUAUGUAACUGCACAAUAAUGUCGCGUUAGUUGUGUGUCACUUGUAUUUCUCUUUUCUUUUUUAUUUUUUUUUUUCGAUAUCGAUAAUAAACCUCAGGAGGAUCGUUGUAAUUUACGAAAUAUAUUGUAACCGGUAUUUUUUGUACAGUAUUUUCAGCAUACAUCUUUUUAUUAUUAAGAUAAAACCACAAAAAAAAAAAAAAA